AUGGUUGCUAUGGUUGCUAUGCUUGGUACCAAGCAUACCAAGCAUAACCAAGGGAAAGGAUGUCGUUUAUCCCUCGGGGCUAAAGCCGGGGGUGAAACUUAUCCAAGAUUAAGGGUAAUUUCAGGUCAGGGAGUUAUUAAGAAUAAGGGAGUUAAUAGCAGUUCGACCCCUGCUCGGGACAUUUACCCGUUAACAAUAAGAUGGAUAACCAUUACUCUUCACCUAACAUUUCCCUACCCUUCUUCAGAAGAAUGUAAGAGAAGAAUCACGUGCGGGGCGGGGGAAGGAAUCACCAAAGGGGAAGGAGUAGGAAUUCACUCAAUGACGAAACCUGGGUUAUUCCCAACUAGAAUACCCAGAACUAACCACCUUGGUAUCCCCCUAAAUUUCAAAGGCAGGAGCUUGGUUAAAAGUCCUCCUUGGAGAAGGUACUUGGUAUCUGAAUCCUUACUAAAGAGUUCCCCUCUUAAACUAAUGAACUGUACACGAGAUAAGACUCAGAUAAGAGUGUCAUAUCCUACCUUAUCGUUGGAUUUCUUCAUCCAAGUAGCUUUGGAUAAGGCCCAUAGGGGGGAUGGCUUAAACAAGUUAGUAAAGGAAGAAGCUCACCAAGGCUUGCCUCCUAGUUGGCUUAAUAAAGAGGGAGGGCGAUUCUUAAGGGAUUGGAUUCCAGGCUACUUCCCCCCUCCUCUCUUACUCGUUCCCGAUAAUAAAGCCUUCCCCCGCUUCUUGCGAUUCAGUAAUAACCUAGGGGCCAUAUCCCCUUCAACAAUUGAGGUCACUUUUUACGUCCCCUCUUCCUUAACCCAGGAAUCAGGUUUAGGAUUAUCGUUUGAUCAACGGGGCCCUACCCCUCUAUUGAUAACUAGGGAAAUGCAUCUUACUAAACUAAGGAACACAUGA
Molecule: messenger RNA, 903 nt
Organism: Racocetra persica
Lineage: Eukaryota; Fungi; Glomeromycota; Glomeromycetes; Diversisporales; Gigasporaceae
Source: the annotation of a GenBank genome assembly